This is a messenger RNA of Clarias gariepinus (North African catfish), 6194 nucleotides long. RefSeq names its product calsyntenin 1 (gene clstn1). Bases 280 to 3225 code for a protein of 981 amino acids. The record is from RefSeq and is a predicted model, not a curated record. Gene Ontology annotation, molecular function: amyloid-beta binding; X11-like protein binding; calcium ion binding. Gene Ontology annotation, biological process: positive regulation of synapse assembly; homophilic cell-cell adhesion; positive regulation of synaptic transmission. Gene Ontology annotation, cellular component: cell surface; postsynaptic membrane. Lineage: Eukaryota; Metazoa; Chordata; Actinopteri; Siluriformes; Clariidae. The transcript has 19 exons.
UGUGUUUGUGGUCAGUAAGUAUAAUCAGCUCGUGCAGUGAGAAUAACAGGCGUGACGUCACUCACGCGCAGAACUGAGAGACGGAGAGCGCGAGCGCGCAGUCGUUGAAGCGGCGGAGCUGCGCGGCAGCCAUCUUACAGCUCUCACCGUCACCCGAGAUACAUCUCCUGGAUAAUUUUUGAUUUUUUUUUAAACAAAGGCGAAGUGUAAGAGGAGGAAGGGGAAGGGAAGCGCCAGCUUUUAAGCUUUCUUUUUAUUUAUUUCAAGCAAAACUGCGGGAUGAGGAACGGCAGGUCCAUGCCUCGGUGCUCAGCGGGCGGAGUGCUGCUGCUGCUGCUGCUCGGACUGUUAUCCACGGUGGAGGCAGCCAAAGUCAACAAACAUAAGCCAUGGAUCGAGACGACGUAUCACGGAAUCGUGACGGAAAACGAUGACAAAGUUCUGCUGGACCCUCCGCUGAUAGCGCUGGAUAAAGAUGCCCCGUUGCAUUAUGCAGAAAGUUUUGAAGUGACCUUCACCAAAGAAGGGGAGAUUUGCGGCUUCCGUAUUCAUGGCCAGAAUGUUCCAUUUGAGGCGGUGAUGUUGGACAAGUCCUCAGGCGAAGGAGUAAUCCGGGCCAAGGACAAGCUGGACUGUGAGCUUCAGAAGGAACACACAUUCACCAUCCAAGCCUAUGACUGUGGAGAGGGACCUGAUGGAGCCAACAUGAAGAAAUCUCACAAGGCAACUGUCCAUAUCCAAGUGAACGACAUGAACGAGUACUCACCCGUGUUCAAGGAGAAGUCGUAUAAGGCUACAGUCAUUGAGGGCAAAGCGUACGACAGCAUCCUUAAGGUUGAAGCCGUAGAUGCUGACUGCUCCUUCCAGUUCAGUCAGAUUUGCAGCUAUGAGAUCGUCACCCCCGAUGUGCCCUUUACUAUUGACAAGGAUGGCAACAUCAAGAACACCGAAAAGCUGAACUAUAGUAAGGAACGCGCGUACAAGUUGACAGUGACCGCCUUUGACUGUGGGAAGAACCGUGCCUCAGAGGAUGUCCUUGUCAAAAUCAAUGUCAAACCAACCUGUAAACCCAGCUGGCAAGGCUUUAAUAAGAGAAUUGAGUACGAGCCUGGCACAGGAAGUCUGGCCCUGUUCCCCAGCAUUCAUCUGGAGACCUGCGAGGAGCCGAUCACCUCCAUCCAGGCCAGUAUUGAGCUGGAGACCAACCACAUCGGCAAGGGCUGCGACCGGGACACAUACUCUGAGAAAUCCCUGCACCGUCUGUGCGGUGCCAGUUCCGACACUGUGGAGCUGCUGCCUUCUCCCAGCAGUCCCACCAACUGGACCUCAGGCCUUCCCACUGACAACGGCCAUGACAGCGACCAGGUGUUUGAGUUCAAUGGCACUCAGGCUGUGAAGGUUCCUGAUGGUGUGGUGAGCACAAGCCUGAAGGAACCCUUCACCAUCUCAGUGUGGAUGAGACACGGACCUGGUGGUCGGGAGAAAGAAACCAUCCUCUGCAACUCUGAUAAGACAGAGAUGAACAGACACCACUACUCCCUGUAUAUACACAACUGCCGUCUGGUGCUGCUUCUGCGUCAGGACCCGACUGAGGCCGAGAACUAUAAACCAGCAGAGUUCCACUGGAAACUCGAUGAAGUCUGUGAUAAAGAAUGGCACCACUAUGUGCUGAACAUCGAGUUCCCUGCUGUGUCUCUGUUUGUGGAUGGAGCGUCCUUCGAGCCCUUCUUGGUCACAGAGGAUUACCCUCUCCAUGCCUCAAAGAUUGGAAGUCAGCUCACUAUUGGCGCCUGCUGGCAAGACCUCUCAGGACAUGACAAUGACACAGAGACAGGCUCAGAGCCUUUGACAGGUGGCAGCGCUCACAUGACCCAGUACUUCCGGGGAAAUUUGGCUGGUCUCAUGUUCCGCUCUGGGAAGCUGGAGAAUAAGAAGGUGAUCGACUGCCUGUACACAUGUAAGGAGGGUCUGGAUGUGCAGCUCCCAGAGGAAGUGGCUUCAGCAGUGAAGGUGGACUUUAACCCCAAUCAGUCUUCUCUAACCUUGGAGGGAGAUGAUAUUGAGAGCUUUGAGAAGGUCAUGCAGCACAUCUCCUACCUGAACUCCAGACAGUUUCCCACACCAGGAAUACGCCACCUGCGUGUCACCACCACCGUCAAGUGCUUUAACGAGGAGACGUGCAUCUCAGUGCCUGAUGCGGAGGGCUAUGUGAUGGUCCUUCAGCCAGAGGAGCCAAAGAUCAGCCUGAGUGGAAUCGACCACUUUGCACGAGGAGCGGCUGAGUUCGAGAGCACUGAGGGUGUGACUCUGUUCCCUGAACUGCGUGUUGUCAGCACUAUCACACGUGAGGUGGAGGCUGAGGCAGAGGCUGAGGGAGAAGACGAGCCCACGGUGCAAGAGUCUGUGGUUUCUGAGGAGAUCGUGCAUAACCUGGACACGUGUGAAGUGACUGUAGUUGGAGAAGAUCUGGAUGGAAAUCACGAGAGUCUGGAGGUGGAUUUGGCUCAGGUUCAGCAGCGAGGCCUGGAGAUUAGCUCCUCCAACAUGGGCAUGGUCAUCACUGGUGUAAACACUAUGGCCAACUACGAGCAGGUCCUGCACCUCAUCCGUUAUAGGAACUGGCACACAGAAGCUCUGUUUGAUAGGAAGUUCAAACUGGUCUGCUCAGAACUCAAUGGCCGGUAUAUCAGCAAUGACUUCAAGGUUGAGGUCAGUGUGAUUCACACAGCUAACCCAGUUGAGCAUGCUAAUAAUGCCAUGUAUCAACCUCAGUUCAUUAACCAAGUCAAGCAUGCCUCAGUGGACCUGUCAGGACACAACCUGGCCAACACACAUCAAGCUUCAGUUGUACCCAGUGCUGCCACAAUCGUCAUCGUGGUGUGUGUCAGCUUCCUGGUGUUUAUGAUCGUUUUGGGAGUGUUCAGGAUCCGUGCCGCUCACCAGCGCACCAUGAGGGACCAGGAGAACGGCAAAGAGAAUGAGAUGGACUGGGAUGACUCCGCCCUCACCAUCACAGUCAAUCCUAUGGAGACUUAUGAAGAUCAGCACAGCAGCGAAGAGGAUGAGGAUGAGGAAGAGGAGAGUGAAGACGGCGAGGAGGAAGACGACAUCACUAGCGCAGAGUCAGAGAGCAGCGAGGACGAGGAAGGGGCAGAGCCAGAGGACCAACAGGGCACCAGCCGACAGCAGCAGCUGGAGUGGGAUGACUCCACUCUGACCUACUGACGCUGCCGAGUGCACACGCCACUCUGAUAACAUGCGAAAAAUGCGCCCACGCACACACAAACACACACAGUUCCACCUGCCUCCCCACUCACUCACUGUCUCACCUCUCCACCAGUGAGGAGUUCCAGUUUUCCUCGCCAGAUUCCCCACCUACAGAGCCAUGAGUUUAAACAAAUAAAUACUUAAAGCAAAAUCCGUAUAUAUAAAUAUAUAUAUACCUAUAAAUACAUAUAUAUAUAUUUAGUGUCUGUGGUGACGGACCACGCGGAAUUAGCUUACUUUCCACUGGCCAAGGCUUCCCUGGUGUCAGCUUAGUGGUGAUGUUCAGUGUAGUAUAAUUAUCACAUAAUAGUUGAAUGCAAGUUAAGUUUUUCCUUUUUAUUUUGUAUUUAUUUGUGGGAUACCUGGCCUAGAAUUUAUUUUUAUUAGCUCUGUAACAAAAUGCCUUGCACCAUUUUCCUCGUUUGUAACGUCAUUGAAACCAAGAAUAAUUUUAUGUAUAUUACACACAAAUUUGGAAUUAGUUUGCUACAGAACUUUAAAAAUAAGUUUCGUCUCUUCGCUUUUGAUAAUUCUUCUUGCUCUUCUUGCUCCAUGUUUCUUUUUCUUUUUUAUAGUGCAUGAAAAUUUGCAGUCAUAGUCAUGCGUGUAGAAGAACCUUGCUUUCUGAUAUUUUGUAAAUAUGAUGAAAUCAUGGUGUCCAGUAUCUAAAGCGUUGCAGUACCUGCUGUAGAAUAAUUUUUUUGUGUGUGUUACAGAGGCUCUAGCAUGUUUCGGUAAAAAAAAAAAAUAAAUAAACAUUUGGAAAGCUCUUCCAUCAUGAUCGUGCGCUUUAGAAAGAGAAACCCAUGACAGAGGCUGAGGUUUCUGUGGCAAAGUGUUGCUUAUUCUGUCUUAUCUUUUUUUUAAUUAUUUUAAUUAUUUUCUAUUUAACGGAGCGGGUGGGCGUGAAAAUCGGCUAAUGUAGUCUUGCACAGGUGCAAAUGCUACAACUUACGAGGCAUUGUUCUUUUCAAUUUCUGUGAAGUCCGCUAUUGGACAGAGGUUUAUAUAUUUGGACCCUCAGAAUAAUCACGUUCAGGUGAUGAAAAUACAUUUGUUUAAAUGGUACUGUAUGUUGUAAAGUUGAGACACUCUGCAUUUAAGCCAUCUUGGAGUGGUAGUGGUACUUUUUCCUGUAAUGAUGUCUACUGUCAUAACCCCUACUGAUCAAGCCAGUCUGAUGUAAUUUGGACAAACGUUUGAGCUUCAUGACAUCUGUGCAGUGCCAUGAUGGAUAAAAAGUCUUUGAUCGUUUGUUACUCCAGUCAGUUGCAUUUAUUUUUGUUCAUAUUUAUACUUUGGUGUACAAUUUACUCACUCAUUGACGGCCUGGUCAUUCCAGUCCUAGAAAAUAUUUUAUGGGAAUAAUAUAUAACAUAAAUUCUCGAGGAAGAACUCUGCAGCCUCAUCGAGAGGUCAUUCAUCCGUUUGAAUUCUAUUAAACCAGUGCUCGACGGCCUUUCUGUGACUGUAUAAAGGUCAGGUUUGGAAAGAUAUGUUACAUACAGAUUUACGUUAAGGAGAAUGUCGAAUUUAGGUGAAGUGGUACUUUGUUUAGAUUGUAAUUUUCCUGAUUCAUUGCAUGGAUGUUUUCUGUUUACUGCUGAAAUCCAAAAGUUUUUCUUUUUCUUUUCUUUUUUUUGUUGUUUCUACUGCUGUUAAGAUUAGUCUAAUUUAGUUUCUGUUUUUAUGACUGGCAGGUAAGGACAAUUAGAGAUUGAUCAGGGUGCUUUGGCGUGUCUGAUAACCUUUCCUUAAUUGGAAAUGUUUGAUGUUUCCCAUCACAAUCUGGCAGCUGGUUCUUCUCAGAAAAAGCUCAGACCAGAGGUGCAGUCCAUGAUUGAUUUAGCAAAGCUGGGAGUGCCUUUCGCCUGUCACUGCACAUCAACAUAAUUAACACAGCCCUCAUCCACACCAUUCCAACUGGUGGCCAUUUCUUUCUUUUGUAAUUAACAACAUUAGGAUUGUACAGUUAUAGCAAAAUGUUUUUUUUUUUGUUGUAAUUGGGGUCAACAGCUAGUUUUUAUCAGUAGUGAUUGUUUUAAUUGUCCUGCAUAGAUGUCCUGUGUUCAUAUUGAUGUGUAGAGAACGUAGAUCCAUAUUGUAUCAUGAAUAAAUAUUGUACUAAAUCAUGUUUGAGGAAAUCCACCUCUAUAAAGAUGUAUAUAAUUGAAAUUCUUUAGGCAGUGUAUGUGGGUAUGAAAAUUAACAAUGUGUGUAUAGUGAAAUCUCAUUUUAAAGUUUAAUGCCUGAUUUCCUAACCAAGACAAAGGGCAGCAUGAAAAUCAUAAGAACUGGUCAAAUAUCCUUUUCCCCUUUGCACAGUUUUCUAGCACAAAUUGUGUCAUGAUCUGUGAGAAUAUUUUUUGCUUAUGAUAUUUUAUAUUUAGUACAACCACUUAACUCUGUUUAUUUGUUAAGUCACUGGAUGAAAGCAGGCCAUUCCAUGUUUGAAUGAAUGGAAAUUUAAGAGAAAUGGUUCUCCGGGUGAGUCUUUUCAGCUGAAGCGUUUACUAAGAAGGUAGGACAGAACAAUAGGAAUUUUCUCUGCAGGUUUGUAAUUUUUUUCGAUUAUCAAUGAAGUAAAAUUUACAUUGUGCUCCAUGUACUCAAGCAUCCAUGUCCAGCCUAUGAAAAAAAAAAAAAAAAAAAAAAAAAAAAGGAGUCUGAAAGUAGGGGUGUUGAUCUCAUGUACUAUGGCUUGGGGUUGUCAAAUAGUAAUAUGAAACUAAAGGCCGAACUACUAAAACACACUUUGCAAAUGGCUUUGUCUAUAUUGUUUAGUUUUUUUGUAAAGAAAGGUAAGCAAGGUUGAGAAAUGUUGGAUGCAGCCCUCAUAAUCAUUCACUUUUCUACAUUCAGUGGCAAUUUUUGGUGAAGGUGGUGCUUGCUCAUGAACAAAAUAAAGGAUGAUGAGAUGAAAUAAA